This is a messenger RNA of Zingiber officinale, 3087 nucleotides long. Its product is annotated as ribonucleoside-diphosphate reductase large subunit-like. Gene Ontology annotation, biological process: DNA replication; deoxyribonucleotide biosynthetic process. Gene Ontology annotation, molecular function: ribonucleoside-diphosphate reductase activity, thioredoxin disulfide as acceptor; ATP binding. The coding region runs from base 241 to 2574 and encodes 777 amino acids. Lineage: Eukaryota; Viridiplantae; Streptophyta; Magnoliopsida; Zingiberales; Zingiberaceae. Gene Ontology annotation, cellular component: ribonucleoside-diphosphate reductase complex. The record is from RefSeq and is a predicted model, not a curated record. The transcript is spliced from 17 exons.
GAUUGCUGCGGACGCCAAUUCUUGAGUUGAUUCCGAAAAAAGUGGGAGAGAGGUCGAUUGCUUCCUUUCCAAGGAAGACGAUUCAAAUUCGAAAUCGGGCAAGCGCCAGUUGCCAGUUGGGUUCGCUUCUCUCUCCGCCCAAUCGAUCGCUCGCUCGCUCUCAUACUUUUUCCGCCCAAAGCACCGCUCCCGACUCCCGAACCGAUCCCCUCCACCUGCUCGACGAAUUUCCCGAUCGAGAUGUACGUUGUGAAGCGGGACGGCCGGCGAGAGCCGGUUCGCUUCGACAAGGUCACGGUGCGGCUCCAGAGGCUGAGCUACGGCCUCAGCCAGGAGCACUGCGACCCAGUGCUGGUCGCGCAGAAGGUUUGCACCGGCGUCUACAUGGGCGUCUCCACUAGCCAACUCGACGAACUCGCCGCGGAGACGGCGGCCGGCAUGACCGCUAGCCACCCUGACUACGCGCUGCUUGCUGCCAGGAUUGCGGUGUCAAAUCUCCACAAAAAUACGCUGGAGUCCUUCUCAGAGACGAUCAAGGUGAUGUAUAAUCACAUCAAUGAGAGGUCUGGGCAGGAGGCUCCUUUGAUUGCUGAUGACAUUUUUCAGAUCGUCAUCAAAAAUGCUGAGCGACUGGAUAACGAGAUUAUUUAUGACCGGGACUUUGACUAUGAUUAUUUUGGAUUUAAAACUCUUGAGAGAUCAUAUCUCCUAAGAGUUUCUGGUAAGGUAGUGGAGAGGCCUCAGCACAUGCUCAUGAGAGUUUCUGUUGGAAUUCACAAGGAUGAUAUUGACUCUGCUAUCAGGACCUACCACUUGAUGUCCCAACGGUGGUUUACCCAUGCUUCUCCUACCUUGUUCAAUGCUGGCACACCAAAGCCUCAACUAAGUAGCUGCUUCUUGGUUUGCAUGAAAGAAGACAGCAUUGAGGGAAUCUAUGAAACUUUGAAAGAGUGUGCGGUCAUAAGCAAGUCAGCUGGAGGAAUUGGCAUUUCCAUCCAUAAUAUUCGUGCUACCGGAUCUUAUAUCCGCGGAACAAAUGGGACAUCUAAUGGCCUCAUUCCAAUGUUGAGAGUGUUCAAUGAUACUGCCCGUUAUGUUGAUCAAGGGGGAGGCAAAAGAAAAGGUGCAUUUGCUGUGUAUUUGGAACCUUGGCAUGCUGAUGUAUAUGAAUUCCUUGAUUUGAGGAAGAAUCAUGGAAAGGAAGAACACAGAGCCAGGGAUCUGUUUUAUGCCCUAUGGAUUCCUGACCUUUUUAUGGAGAGGGUAAAGAGUAAUAGCCAGUGGUCUUUGUUUUGCCCCAGUGAAGCUCCUGGAUUAGCUGACUGUUGGGGCAAUGAGUUUGAAAAUCUCUACACAAAGUAUGAGAGAGAGGGAAAGGCCAGGAAAGUUGUUGCAGCACAAAACCUUUGGUUUGAAAUCUUGAAAUCGCAGAUAGAAACUGGAACACCAUAUAUGCUUUUUAAGGAUACUUGCAACCGAAAGAGCAAUCAACAGAAUCUGGGAACAAUCAAAUCCUCAAACUUAUGUACUGAAAUCAUUGAGUUCACAAGCCCAACUGAAACUGCUGUGUGCAACUUGGCAUCUAUCGCCUUGCCACGGUUUGUGAAGGAGAAAGAUGUCUCAUCUGAGUCUUAUCCAUCCAAACUGGUUGGUAGCAUUGGAUCAAAGAACAGAUACUUUGAUUUUGACAAGCUUGCUGAGGUUACUGCAAUUGUGACGGCAAAUCUCAACAAAGUUAUUGAUGUUAAUUACUACCCAGUGGAAACUGCAAAGAGAUCAAAUCUACAGCAUAGAGCAAUUGGUAUCGGGGUUCAAGGUUUGGCCGACACUUUUAUCUUACUGGGCAUGCCUUUUGAGUCACCUGAGGCUCGACAGCUGAACAAGGAUAUAUUUGAGACUAUAUACUAUCACGCUUUGAAGGCUUCUUCAGAAAUUUCAGUCAAAGAAGGCCCCUAUGAGACAUAUCAAGGGAGUCCAGUAAGCAAGGGAAUCCUUCAACCCGACAUGUGGAAUGUAGUUCCGUCAGAUCGAUGGGAUUGGACAGCUUUAAGGGAAAUGAUAUUGAAGCAUGGAAUCAGAAACUCCCUUCUUGUUGCUCCUAUGCCUACUGCUUCAACCAGUCAGAUUCUUGGCAACAAUGAAUGUUUUGAACCCUACACAUCUAAUAUUUACAAUCGCAGAGUUCUGAGUGGAGAAUUUGUUGUGGUCAACAAGCAUCUAUUACAUGACUUGACCGCAAAGGGUCUUUGGUCACUGGAUUUAAAGAAUAAGAUCAUCAAUCAAGAUGGUUCGGUUCUUAACAUUCAAGAGAUUCCAGAUGAUUUAAAAGCAGUUUACAAAACUGUCUGGGAAAUCAAGCAAAGGACAUUGGUUGACAUGGCAAUCGAUCGCGGGUGCUACAUUGAUCAGAGCCAAAGCCUUAACAUUCAUAUGGAUCAACCUAACUUCGGGAAACUAACUUCACUGCAUUUCUACGCUUGGUCUAAGGGACUAAAGACUGGGAUGUACUAUCUUCGUUCGCGAGCAGCUGCAGACGCAAUCAAGUUCACUGUCGACACUCUGCACUUGGGGUAAAAGAAAACUGAGCCAGUCGAGAAAGGCGAUGAAAUUGCCUGUGCUUUAGAAAACCGUGAAGAUUGCAUGGCUUGUGGAAGUUGAACCAUCUCAUGUUGCAGCAAGCAAGAGAUUCAUGGUCCCUGGAUUAGGCAUCCUUAACUUGGUAUUAACUUGGUAUUAUAGUAUGGGUGGUGGCUUAUUUUGGUUACACUAAAUAGAUAUCUGUUUCUUCUAAUAUAACGAAUAGCUAUCUUAUUUGCAAUCUGCACCGUCCAUUUGCUACUGACAUGUGGAUGUCUUCAAUAUCGCGAUUGGGUAAAUCAUUCAGGUCGCUAACAGAUCUAUCCUGCAUUUGAAAACUAUGCCCUAAAAAAGUGCAUAUAUAUAGUAUGUUAAAUGUAAUGAUGGUUGAAUUUCAAUUUACCUAUAAGAUUUUAUUUGCAUGUAAAUGUUAUUUUAAAUUGUCCAAGUGCCAUUUCGAAAUGUUAAGUUGAAAUUGAUAUUUUAAAUUAAAAUUAAUUCAUUGUUGUA